Molecule: messenger RNA, 620 nt
Organism: Pectinophora gossypiella (pink bollworm)
Lineage: Eukaryota; Metazoa; Arthropoda; Insecta; Lepidoptera; Gelechiidae
Exons: 4
Coding region: 1-417 (138 amino acids)
Biological process (GO): septate junction assembly
Source: RefSeq, a predicted model, not a curated record
AUGUUAGUACAGACAUGUAUGAUAAAAUUGAUGGAAUUGACGUUAGCUGUGGCCUGCCUCAUACUACAUCUGCUCAGCUAUGACCUGACCGACGUCCCUACUCUAAUGUUGUGCUCUGGCACGUACGUCGGUUAUAUCGCGGUGUUCGCAGGAGAGAUCAUUGGGGAAUGCCUAUUCGCGCCGGUGGAUCUCGUGCAAGACAUAUACUUUGGCAUAGUGGGCAUGGCACUGUUCUCUGCUAGUGGCGGGAAGGUGCUGUCAGCGAGGGUCAAGGAGCAUCCGUUCCCGCGUACUGGGGACUAUGGGGCGGCUGUGGUCUGUGGCUGCGUGGCCUUGCUGGUCGCUGUUGUUCUACUCUUCGACGUCAGUCUCGCAUACCUGGACUCGGAGGAAUAUGACGAGGAUGUCAGCGUGUGAUCAAGGCGAAGUAAUGUCAGCCUUACCCCACGCGUACGUAGAAGCGUGGUGGUCAAGCUCGGGCUCGGUGAUGUUCGCUGCGUCGGCGCUGUUCACCCUGUCCAGUUGGAACGGCGUGCCGGAGUGUGCGCGGCGCGCGCGCGCAGAGACCGCAGCUUUAUGCGCCCUAGCCAACGCUACCGUGCUGCUCUUCGACGCACUUA